UCUCUCGUUUCUCGCUCUGCUCUCUCCCAUGUCUCACUCGAUCUGAUUCUGCUCUCUCCGUUCGGUGGUCGCCGCGGCAGCCAGCAAAAAGAAGAAUAGGCUUAAAGUAAAAACAAAAGAAAAGCUAACAAGGGGGAACCGGGAGCAAAAAGAAAUGGAGAUUGAUGAUGUUCCAAUGGAUGAAAAAGCUAAGAGGAUGAGGGAUCUGCUAUCUAGCUUCUACUCCCCUGAUGCUUCAAUGUCUGGCUCACCCACGGGUUCAUCUAAUAGAUAUGCCUCUCCAUUAGAUGCCAUCAACACUACCUCAUUUAAUCCUGAUCAGUAUAUGAGCAUUCUGGUACAAAAGUCGAAUUUGGAGGGGCUCCUUCAAAGACAUGUUGAAAUGGCUGCCGAGAUAAAGAAUCUCGACACCGAUCUUCAAAUGUUGGUUUAUGAAAAUUACAAUAAAUUCAUCAGUGCAACUGACACAAUUAAAAGGAUGAAUAAUAAUAUCGUUGGGAUGGAAACAAAUAUGGAACAACUCCUCGAGAAAAUAUUGGUAGUGCAGUCUAGAAGUGAUGGAGUCAAUACUUCUCUCUUCGAAAAAAGAGAGCACAUUGAGAAAUUGCAUCGAACGCGAAACCUUCUUCGUAAAGUUCAGUUCAUUUACGAUCUACCUGCAAGACUUGGAAAAUGCAUCAAAACAGAAGCCUAUGCUGAUGCAGUCAGAUUCUAUACUGGAGCAUUAUCUGUUUGCCAGGCAUAUGGAGACUCAUCAUUCAAAGAUUGCAAGCGAGCAUCUGAAGAAGCGAUAGCAAUAGUUUUGAAAAAUUUGCAGGAAAAGCUGUUCUCAGAUUCUGAAUCCAUACAGACAAGAGCAGAGGCUGCAGUACUUCUUAAGCAGCUAGAUUUCCCGGUGGACAGCUUAAAGGUAAAGUUGCUUGAAAAGUUGGAACAAUCAACAAUGGAUCUUCAGCUCAAUGUUGAAGAUUUGAGUAGUACGCUAGUCGAUAGAAGUGGCUCUUCGAAAGAGGGAAAUGUUUCUCAGUCUGUUUAUGGUGCUUCACACGAGGCAUCUGUUCGAGAGUUUGCAGAAGCAGUCCGAGCUUAUCGUGUAAUAUUUGCAGAUUCAGAUAGGCAACUGAUAAAACUUGUUCAGGAUUUGAUCACCAAGCAUUUUGAUGCCACCGAGCAAUUUAUCAAGAAACAGAUUUAUGCAGCAGAUCUUCUUGGUGUUUUUGGGAUCAUAUGGACAAAUGUGCUUUUACUAGGAGAAGUAUUGAAUGAUGCUGGUCUGCCUGAUUAUUCCAUGAAGGCUGCCCAGGUUGCUGUCAAACAGUACGUAACAUGCACAUUCUCUCGUCUCCUGCAAAACAUCUCAGAUGCACUCACACAGGUUCACUCAAGGAAAGAGGAGGGCUUGCAAGAGUACUCGUUGCAGCUUGCACUGGAGGCCAGCAAGAAGGAAGUGCUUCAGGGCAGCAUGGAUGUUUUACUAGACUUCCGCCAGCUUCUUGAAGAUCAGUCAGGGCUCAUCAUCAACCAGAGAAACUUGAUUAUCGAUUGGGUUCAAGAAGGAUUUCAGGAAUUCUUCAGGGCACUUGUUGGUCGUUUCAUGUUGCUAUCAGGAAGAAAUAAUUCUUAUAGUCAAGGUCAAGUUUUGACUGAGGCAACACAAGCUGAGAAAGUUGUUGCUGGGCUUGUCUUGGUGCUUGCUCAAAUUUCAGUGUUUAUUGAACAAAUUGCCAUCCCUAGAAUCACUGAGGAAAUAACGGCUUCUUUUUCUGGCGGUGGUAUUAGGGGUUAUGAAUAUGGUCCUGCCUUUGUACCUUCAGAAAUUUGCCGAAUGUUUCGGUCUGCUGGUGAAAAGUUUCUACACCUUUAUAUAAACAUGAGAAGUCAGAGGAUAUCAAUCCUUUUAACUAAGAGGUUCAGGACACCGAAUUGGGUGAAGCACAAGGAGCCCAGAGAGGUUCACAUGUUUGUCGAUUUAUUACUUCAAGAGAUGGAGGCAAUAGGAAGUGAAGUAAAACAGGUUUUACCUGAAGGGAAUCGUAAGCAUCGUCGGACUGACAGCAAUGGAAGCACCACCACCACCUCGUCACGGAGCAAUCCGAUCCGAGAGGAAAAGUUGAAUAGAUCAAACACACAAAGGGCUAGGAGCCAGUUAUUGGAAACCCAUCUAGCAAAGUUAUUUAAGCAAAAGAUAGAGAUUUUCACUAGAGUAGAGUUUACCCAGGGAUCUGUUGUAACUACUGCAGUGAAACUUUUCCUUAAAACUUUGCAAGAAUUCGUCCGGCUCCAGACUUUUAACCGAAGUGGGUUCCAGCAAAUUCAGUUAGAUAUGCAGUUCUUGAGGACUCCUCUAAAGGAAUUUGCAGAUGAUGAAGCAGCUAUCGACUUUUUGCUCGAUGAGGUGAUAGUCGCAGCAUCGGAGCGUUGUCUCGACCCCGUUCCUUUGGAGCCUCCCAUCUUAGACAAACUCACACAAGCUAAAUUGGCAAAGGCAAGAGAUCUGAAUUCAAUGUCUCCGUGAACAUACCAAAAUGGAGAAGUUAGUCGUUAUAGACUGCAUCGUCAUCAUCAUCGCCUACUGGUAUUUCCAUAAACUUAGUAACUGAUCAGAUCGUGAAAAUGGCAAUUCAUAAUCAUUAUCGAUUUUUCGGCCACUGAUUCAUUCUUUAGGUAGGAAAUGGUUUCUGCAGGUGAAUACACAAUUAGAAAAUGGUCUCUUCCCAUGGCCAUGCUUCCACUGGCAUUAUGAGCAGAUGAUCCUUAGUUCACUAGCAUAGUGGGAAUGUUGAAUCGAAAUUGACGAGCUCCAUUGUUUCGGCAUUUCGAGGUGUUUGUUUAUCGGCUUAAAAUGUUGUUAUCCUACUGCAUUGCAUCCAUUUUGUUCACGAUUACUCAUUGGGAUGAGCCUGUAAGAAUUUAUGCUACAUAUAUUCUUUUACUAUAUGUGAUCCACAAAUUCCUUGCUCCC
This is a messenger RNA of Momordica charantia (bitter melon), 2962 nucleotides long. The record is from RefSeq and is a predicted model, not a curated record. NCBI's taxonomy places the organism in Eukaryota, Viridiplantae, Streptophyta, Magnoliopsida, Cucurbitales, Cucurbitaceae.